Messenger RNA from Armigeres subalbatus, 460 nucleotides. RefSeq lists its product as uncharacterized. The coding region runs from base 11 to 460 and encodes 149 amino acids. Lineage: Eukaryota; Metazoa; Arthropoda; Insecta; Diptera; Culicidae. The transcript has 3 exons. The record is from RefSeq and is a predicted model, not a curated record.
CCGAAAUGCAAUGUAUGUUAUUUCUGCGGUUUUAACAAGUGCUGGACUAAACUUAGACGAUUUUACCGUUAGCAGACAAACAAUCUCAAAGGCCCGUGCAGAAUAUCGCGAAGAGAUUGCUCAAAAUAUCCAAAGCAAUUUUGAUCUAAAUGGAUCACUUGUUGUACAUUGGGAUGAAAAGCUGCUUCAAGAUCUCACAGGUACUGACAAAGUAGAAAGAUUGCCAGUUUUGGUAUCUUCUGGAGCAAAUGUUCAGCUGCUUGGAGUCCCAAAAUUGUCUUCUGGAACUGGUGAAAGACAGGCAAACGAAGUUUGCAAAUUGAUGAAUGCAUGGGAACUAAGCGAUCGCAUCUGUGCAAUGGGAUUUGAUACAACAGCAGCAAAUACAGGAAUCAAAAAAGGCGCUUGUACCCUAAUUUUUUAUGGCUGGCGUGUAGGCAUCAUAUUGCUAAGGUUUUGA